AUGGACUCCUUGCCUGACGAAAUAUGGCGCGACAUCUUUGCCAACUUCGAAGGCCAUCUCCCAUCUGACAAAUGGUGGAUGUACGGAGUUGAAAUCGACACUUCACCCAUCAAGACCCUCCUAUCGAUAUCUCGCGUGUGCAAAAAAUUCCAUCGCAUCGCUGAGCCUCUGCUUUACCGCACGAUCCUGAUUGGGGCGCAUGAGAAUGAGAAUAAGGAAUGCUUCGUUCAGUUGACCAAAAGACUGGUCUCUAACCCACAGCUGGGACAUGACAUUCGUAGCAUUACGCUGGACAACGACUUUGAACAUGGACAUGACGACGUUCGGAAAGUCCUGAGGUCAACUUGGCUGUCUUUAGAUGCACCUAUCUCCUUCAAGAAACAGCUUGGGAAGGAAAUUGCCGACUACAAAAUGCCAGGGAUAGCGCCUCUCAUCUUGGCCCUGUCACCUCAGGUGCGGUUGGUUGACUUUACCUUUGACAACGCAUCGCCGUGUACCUCUUGGAUCUUGAGUGGACGUCCAGACUUGGAAAUAAUUGUCAAGGAAGACUAUUACGGCAGUAACAUUGAGCUGACCGAGGAAGACGAGCAAGCCUUGAAGGAAUAUGAACUUGGGCGAGGAGAUACUCAUGCAAACUAUGGCCUGCCGCAUCUGGAGGAGGUACGCAUUAGGCAUUCAGACUGCACCGACAGUCACACCCCUAUCGAUUAUCUCGAGCCAGUCCUGCUCCAUCCCAACCUCAAGACGCUGCGUCUACUUGGGAUUGGCUGGCUAUCGAGCCCGAUCAGCAACUUCAAGUUCCCAAACGAGCCAUGCAACUUGGAAACUCUUGAGCUUAAGGAAUGUCUCUUUGAUGAUUUGAGUUUGAAAAACAUCCUUACCCGUUGCAAGAAACUGAAGUGGCUCUCUAUGGAAACAGCAGACGCUCGAAGAGACGACAGGCAUCUUCACGACGAAGAGUGGGAUGUCGACCUGAGCAGGAUCGGAAAUGUCCUCAGGAGUCAUGGUCACAACCUGGAAUACUUUAGUCUUCACACCAUCGAGUACGACAACUGGGGUUUCUGCAACGGACGUCUCGGGUCCCUUCGUAACCUCAAAUCACUCCGACACCUCAAAGUCAUUCUGAACAGCUUCACCGGCCGUGUCAGAGCUCCCUGGGAGACUGACCAAGAACAAGAGAUACCACUGGCUGAAGCACUACCCCCGACGAUUGAGACGCUGCACCUGCACUGGGACGACGAGUACUACAGCCACCAUGAGUACAAGGGCUUCUGCGACAAACAUAACGGGGCCGUGUUCAAGCUUCUCAUGGCAGCGGAUAGCUUUCCUAAUUUGCGCAAGAUUAGUAUGGAGAGGUAUGGAGGGAAAAGAGAGAAGGGAGAGUCUGAGUGGGAUAAGAGUGUUGAUGGGUGGGAGGUUGAGGUGACACAGGAGCAUUUGUGGCAGAGAUAUAGUUCGACUGGGUGCACGCGGACUCUUAUUUACCUCACAAAGACGAGUUAG
Fusarium vanettenii 77-13-4 is the source of this 1503-nucleotide messenger RNA. RefSeq lists its product as uncharacterized. NCBI's taxonomy places the organism in Eukaryota, Fungi, Ascomycota, Sordariomycetes, Hypocreales, Nectriaceae. The record is from RefSeq and is a predicted model, not a curated record. Gene Ontology annotation, molecular function: protein binding. The coding region runs from base 1 to 1503 and encodes 500 amino acids. The transcript has a single exon.